AAAAAUCAGUGUGACGACUGUUCUAAUAAUAUCUUGGUUUAUAUGUUUUUUCAAGUACAAAAUAUACACUUAAACGAAUUGACUUUCGCAUAAACGUAUCUGAUUUAAUAUUUAAAAAAAGGAUAUUUGCGCUGUUUAAUAAAUAUGCACGGAUUAAGAAUUGUCUUCCUUUUCCUUUGUCUGCAAAUGACACAGGGAUGUUUUCGUCCGCGUCCUAACAUCGAUAAUGAUAAUGAUGAGCCAGAGUGUCCAUGUAUCAUAUCCAGAGCACAGUGGGGAGCACGAACAGCAAAAGGUACAACGCGGAUGACGUCUACUCCAACGUAUGUAGUAAUACACCACGGCGGCGUUGGAUCUAGAUGUUUUAAACCUGAACAAUGCAAAGAAAUAGUUCGAAACUAUCAGAAAUAUCACAUGGAUACCAAUGAAUGGGACGACAUUGGUUAUAACUUCAUAGUUGGCGAAGACGGCAACGUGUACGAGGGUAGAGGAUGGGGAUUAGUAGGUGCGCAUGCUCCAGGCUUCAACAGUAAGAGUUUGGGUAUUUGUGUGAUUGGAGAUUUUAGUAAAAGUGUACCAAACCAGGCUGCACAGAAUGCGGUAAAAGAUCUGAUAUCCUGUUCUGUAGCUCGGAAGAAGCUAUCGUCAUCAUACAGACUGCGCGGUCAUCGUGACGUGAAAACCACAGCAUGCCCUGGGACAAGUUUCUACAAUGUUAUUCGAACAUGGAAAAAUUACUAACUCAAUAUUCCUGUUUUGUCAUACUGGUUACUGAAUGAACUUUGACUUUUUUCUUAUUUUAUUCCAGUUGUCUGAUUGGAUACAUCGAUCUUUUUCCCUAGAAGAAUGCCAUGUCUGUUCUUUAGGUUAAGAAGUGCAUAAAAAGUUUGCCAUUCUUGUACUUUUUUAACAAAGUUCCACAAUCAAUGCACCAAUAAAUAGCUUAAGCAAAUGA
Molecule: messenger RNA, 955 nt
Organism: Ruditapes philippinarum (Manila clam)
Lineage: Eukaryota; Metazoa; Mollusca; Bivalvia; Venerida; Veneridae
Product: peptidoglycan-recognition protein SC2-like
Exons: 3
Coding region: 145-741 (198 amino acids)
Biological process (GO): peptidoglycan catabolic process; innate immune response
Molecular function (GO): zinc ion binding; peptidoglycan binding; N-acetylmuramoyl-L-alanine amidase activity
Source: RefSeq, a predicted model, not a curated record